UCUUGAACUAUUUUUUCUUUCUAGGUGAUCGUAAUAUCAAUGCGAAACAUGAUACUUGUGAUUAGGGUUCUUUGAUUUUUCUUAUUCUGAUUUCAAUGUCUAUGUCUUUUCGAGGUUCUCCUAGGUUUUCUCGGUCUUUCAAAUUCCAAUAGAAGAACCAAAGGUUGUUUCAACAUGGUAAAUAUAAGUGAUUUGUCUAACGAUUUGCUGGUUAAGAUUUUGUUAUUAAUUCCUUCAAAAGUUGCUGUGUCUACAAGUCUUUUGUCCAAACGAUGGGGUUCUGUUUGGAAAUUGAUUCCGAAGCUUGAUUAUGACGAUACAUAUAGUGCUUCAGCAUCAGAGUUUAUCGGAAAGUUUUUGCAACUAAACAAUGCUCCAAUUCUAGAAUCUUUGUAUCUCAGACUUAAGCGAGAUUAUGCACCUGAAGAUUAUGAAACAUGGGUUAAUGUUGCGGUUACUCGCAAAGUGCCUGAUAUUGAGCUUCUUCGUUACUGUAUUCAUUUCAUACCAUUGCCUAUGAGCUUAUACACACAUGAAACCCUUGUGGUUUUACGUCUCAUGAAAGUGACCAUUGACGAUGUUCCUUCGACAACUUGUUUCCGGUCCCUCAAGACUUUGUCUCUUCUAGAUGUGUUCUUCACAAGCGAUAAAACCGUUGAGAGGCUUUUGUCUUGUUUCCCUAUUCUUGAAACAUUGGUUGUGGACCGAUGGGGCGGCGAAAAUGUGAAGACUUUCGCAAUUUGUGUGCCAUCGUUGCAGAGCUUAAAGAUCCGCUACAGAGUAGGGGGUUAUCACGAUCCAAAAAAUGAUCAUGGAUUUGUCAUCAAUGCUCCUUCUUUAAAGUAUUUAGAUAUUGUUGAUCAUUUUAGUGGGUUUUAUUCUUUAGUGAAUAUGCCCGAGCAAUUGGAUGCAGAAAUCCACGUUAGACAUUGUGAUUCUGAGACGCUUCUAGGAUAUCUUACCUCGUCUAAAAAACUUUCCUUAUGUUUAAAACCACAAAUGGGUUCAUAUCCGGAAGGCGACUUUGAUCAGCUUGUGUCUCUUGACCUAUGUGUUAUGUGCUCCUUAGAUUGGUUGAAUCUUAUCCUAAGCCGUUCACCUAAACUCCGAGCUCUCAGACUCUACCAAUCAAGAGAGAGAGGCGGGAGCUGCCGGAAUUCUAGAAAUGUCCGUACCAAGUGGGAGCAACCGAGUUCUGUUCCUGAAUGCUUACUUGUGAGUCUCAAAACUGUUGAGUGGAUUUUGUACAAAGGGACACAAGAAGAGAAGGAUGUGGUAAAGUAUUUGUUAGAGAAUGGAAACUUCAUAAAAACUAUGAGUAUUGGAUUCUCAUCAGUAAUCACGUUGGAAGAGAGAAACAAAAUACAGUUGGAGUUUGAGUCUAUGCCAAGGAGUUCUAGAAGAUGUCAGCUUUCAUUCACUUAAGUUUUUUGGCAUCUCAAAGCUAUAAGAUUUUUAAUGUUUUGAUUUAUUUGAACAUGUUUUUUUUUUCCUCUUUAAGUCUUCAAACUUCUUUCUUCUGAUUUGUCUCAAAGCUUGUAGUUUUACUCCAAAUUAGUGACUAUACAUUGAGAGCCAAGAUUUGAGCAGCAUUAGUGUUACUGUUUGAUACUUUUGUGAAUUCGUUUUUUUCUCAUCACAAUUUCCCAAUCUUAUGAUCA
Molecule: messenger RNA, 1661 nt
Organism: Arabidopsis lyrata subsp. lyrata
Lineage: Eukaryota; Viridiplantae; Streptophyta; Magnoliopsida; Brassicales; Brassicaceae
Product: putative FBD-associated F-box protein At5g56430
Exons: 3
Coding region: 175-1425 (416 amino acids)
Molecular function (GO): protein binding
Source: RefSeq, a predicted model, not a curated record